Pseudo-nitzschia multistriata is the source of this 3259-nucleotide messenger RNA. The record is from the annotation of a GenBank genome assembly. NCBI's taxonomy places the organism in Eukaryota, Bacillariophyta, Bacillariophyceae, Bacillariales, Bacillariaceae.
ACUGAAGCAUAUUUUUUUCGUUUUCGGCGAGAGAUAAAAGGUACCGUACAGCAGUAGUUUUCUAUUUAUUAAUGUCUACUUAAUGCUUUGACGAAUAAGACAUGUGACGCCAAAAAGCCAUGUACGGUAGGGCACGAACCGAUCGACUCUUACUGGUCACCAUCCAUGGUGCGUCAUUUCCAUUAGCCUACACGUAGAUUUGCUACUGAAAUUGAACGAAGCGAUAACAGCUAUGUAUUUUUGUCCGCCCUGCCGAAGUUACAGCGUGCGCCAAAUUUUUAUGAAAAGGUUUAGCCGCCCCACCCUUGACAAGUACCGUACUGCUAGUCAUGCGAAGUAUUCUUGUACUGAUUGAUUCGCUUUUGUCCCUUCUGCCAUUUCAACACUAGUGAUCACUCUGACACCUCAAUAAAUGAAUGGACAGUGUCAGCAAGGGUAUUCGAUCGCUUACAAUUCUGUUUAUCUUUGAUAAGGAACAAACACUACACCACGGACUAUUAUUUCCUGAGUGUAGCAGCGUGAAACUUGAAACGCAAAACAUAAAACGCCAAACAUCGACCUAACAAGAAUCAGGAUCGCUCAAAUACAACCGUUGGUUUGAGCAAAGUUUAUCCUGCUGUGUCGGUUUUGGAUCAAAUCGUAGUAAUCUAUUUGAACCCCGAAACGAAAACAGAUUGAUCGACUUCGCAAGAACGAAGACAACAAGACGACUGAACAGAAAAUGCCUUCCAUUGUACAUGCUCGGCACGAAUUGAAAUAUCUCAUGGUACAAGAACAAGAGGUAAUCGUAAACCAGCAACACCCAAAAAAGAGCAUGAGCGUGGAAAUGUCGAACAGUAUCGGCGAGCUUGAUACGUAUUGCAAUAAACCAUUGCUUCUGGCACCAGUAACGGCAACGGAUGCAGAAUGUGGAGAUACUAGCGAUGACGCGACGAAGACAACUUCUGGUCCGGAAGACGACGAGGAUGGUUCUCGGAUUGAAUGUGAAACGGAUGAUCGCGACGCCAACAACGAGGAGAACAAUAGCCUAUCGACUUUGGAUAGCAACAGUAUAAGCUCGGCCGCUGUUGCCAAUGCGCUGGCAACCGAGGAUGCUGCCGCCGCAAUUCCCAAUUUCCCUGAGUGCAAUAAGAAAGCAACUGAGAACAAGAGAUCUGUUCAGUUCGAGCCCAUGUCUACGAUGUACGUCUUUGACGAUGACGAGAGUAGCGAGGGUUGCGAAGACGAGGUGGAAGGCGAUGAAGUUCGUGCCCAGGAACAAUCCAUCGAUCGAGAUGUCUUUUCGUGCUACAGUACCAAUGCUAUCGCUAGCCCUAAGCCCUCACAGAGCGACCCGAGUGACAGUCUCUCUUGCAACAAGUACUACAUUGAGAACGCCUGGUAUUCCGCCAAUGAUAUCAAGGCAUUUCGAGCGGAUGCGUGGCUCACGGUGAACUGGAUGGUCCUGAACGGUUUUGCCGGAGAAAACAUGGCUUACAUCACGGGGAAGCACCUGGAAGAAGCCGUUGCUCUCGACUCGGGAGAUCACCCCGAACAAGACGAAUUAAAGCUUGAUAGUGACACCGAGUCGGCGGCGAUGCUCUCCGCAAGGGUUCAGCAAGAAAAAGAUCAAAAAGAUCCCCAGCCCCGGUACUCCUUUUGCUCCAGGGGCGUAGAGUGCCGAACCCCACUGGGACGAAUCGUGAAGAACAAGCGUCGAUUAGACGCGAUGCGAGCCGUCCUAUUGUACCAACAGAUGCAAAAGAACAGCCGAAGGGUGCAGCGCCGGAAGGCAAUCAAGGAGCAACAGCGCAGCAACAGCAACAAGGGGUAUGACAACUGCAACGAAACCGACUACGACCACCUGGAACGACUCCGAAGGAUCGAGAUCGAGAUUGACACGGAGGCCCUGGCAAACGUGUACAGAUCAUACUGCGAAGAAAGCUGCUCGGUGGCUCUUGCCCUCGGUCGACAGGACGCACUCGACGCCGGAAUUCCAAAACCACCACCCAUCGAGAACAGGAACAGCAACCCAGUGGUGGAUUCGUCGCCCCCGGGAUUGACACUGGUAGCAUCCUCCUCGGACGUAUCGUCAUCCUCGUCUCUCUCCAACUCCACGUCGGCAACAAGUGUCACGGCUUCGGUAGCACCACCAAAACUGCCACCCAUCGAGCCGGAAUUUCUCACCCAUCGACGAUCGAGAUCCCUGUCUAUCGAGGACCCUCAAACCAUCGGCAAGGUCAUCGUUGACUGUCCAUCUCUUUGCGACGACGACGACGAUGACGAGGAAGACCUUGCAACUCUAGUCUCUCUCUCCUAUGUCCGCCAUCCAAUUGUCGAAGAGUAUGGUUGUGGCGAGCAAGACGAGGAGGAAGAAGAGCACCAAAAGCAAGGCCUAUCCCACCGCCAUCCAAUUGUCGAAGAGUAUGAUUGUGGUGAGCAAGACGAGGAGGAAGAAGAGYACCAAAAGCAAGGCCUAUCCCACCGCCAUCCAAUCGUCGAAGAGUAUGAUUGUGGCGAGCAWGACGAAGAGGAGGAAGAGCACCAGAAACAAGGCCUAUCCCACCGCCACCCAAUAGUCGAAGAGUACGAAGACGAAGAAGACGAUGACGAAAGAAAUGAAAGAAGUCGCGACACCACGGAGGAAGAAGGAUCCCAGCAGAGCCGAGCGUCUCAUGCAACAAACCACUCCUCGUCGUUUUCGGUUGCCAUUUCUGUUUCAAGUGACGGCUGCACUAACAAAGACAACAGCAACAAUAAAGGCACGAUCGAUGUAUCCGUCGUCGAGGUAACAUUGCACUACAAAAACCCUACAACAUCGUUGCCUUCUACUGUACAGACAGACGAUGAUCAUGCUUCCAACCACCAAGAGAUUCCGCACAUAGAAUCAAUUCCUCCUUCCCACAAUCGGGAUGCUUCCUUGCCAGCACCAAAGGUUUGGAAAUCCCCCUCGGAGUUGCUCUCCUGCUCCUCCUCCAAGCCGUGUGCGUCGCCCGACGCUACUGCUAAUGAAUUGGAUUUGCCAUCGGUCGCAAACAAACCUGUGGCGAUAGCGCAUGAAUCAAGCUCCAAAGUGGCACAUGACCUUCCUUCCUCGCCUCCUUCCUCGCCACCCCGCUCUUCUUCUUUUGAUCGGCUACUGGACGUAGUAUCCGGUGGUCUUUAUUGGUGGUGAAUCAAACCAUCUCCUCAAUUUUGAAUUGUUCAAUUCAUCUGUACAAACUCUUAAUCUAUAAAACAUAACAUACAUCACUACAUUCAAUAAUUUAUUGCUUUUACG